This is a messenger RNA of Dunckerocampus dactyliophorus (ringed pipefish), 4915 nucleotides long. It is a transcript of the gene zbtb37, whose product is annotated as zinc finger and BTB domain containing 37. The transcript has 4 exons. Bases 475 to 1926 code for a protein of 483 amino acids. Gene Ontology annotation, biological process: regulation of transcription by RNA polymerase II. NCBI's taxonomy places the organism in Eukaryota, Metazoa, Chordata, Actinopteri, Syngnathiformes, Syngnathidae. Gene Ontology annotation, molecular function: DNA-binding transcription factor activity, RNA polymerase II-specific; RNA polymerase II cis-regulatory region sequence-specific DNA binding; protein binding. The record is from RefSeq and is a predicted model, not a curated record.
AUACACGCGCUUGCACAAUGACAGAUGCAUGUCGGGAGGAGGAGUCUGUGAGGCGCAAGUGUCACCGCCUUGCUUCCUGGACAUACACUACAGUUCCCAGCAUGCACCGCGCCUUUUCUUCCCUCCCUCCCCCCUUUCUUCCUUCCUUCCUUCCUUCCUGCCUGCUGCCGUCCAACCGAAAGAUGUCGAGCAGACGCCGCGGCCCGAAGACUCCGAAGCGAACCUGAACAGAACCAUCUUCCAGCAGAAUGGCGGCACCGCGGCGGCUUGCGGGGCGGAAGCCUAGCUCAGCGUCUCUUGCUCGGCCUUGAAGCACACACAAGCACCGCUGGAGCUUCGGAGUACUGAACUGAACUGAACUGAACUGAACUGAACCGAGUCGAGCUGAGCCUCCGUGCCGCCAGUGAUGGCCAGCAGCUUGCAGGACUGAAGCGUCCCUGAAAGCAGACCUGAUCCACGUCCACCAUCAGCGUCAUGGAGCGGUCCGGAAGCAUUCAACUGGACAUUCCGGACUUCAGUAAUUCAGUUCUGUCCCACCUGAACCAGCUACGAGCCCAAGGGCGCUUGUGCGACAUCGUGGUCCACGUUCAGGGUCAGAGCUUCCGGGCCCACAAGGUGGUACUGGCUGCUAGCUCGCCAUAUUUCCGGGACCACAUGGCCCUGAGCCAGAUGAGCACAGUGUCGCUGACAGUGAUCCGGAACCCUUCAGUAUUCGAGCAGCUGCUGGGAUUCUGCUACACAGGUCGUCUGAGCCUGCAGCUGUGUGACAUCAUCAGCUACCUGACAGCCGCUAGCUUCCUGCAAAUGCAGGACGUCAUCGACCGCUGCACGCACAUCCUGGAAGGAAUCCACCUCAAGAUCAGUGUGGCCGACCCAGACCAGCGGCCCGCAGAUCAGGAUGCAGUGUCGCCACGCCCCCGAACCCUGGAGGCACCGGUCAGAGGAGCCCGUCACGCCGGGCCGCCACCACUUGGAUCGAGCACUGAGGCCACCAGCCCCGGCGAGGAGACACUCAGCCCGACAGUGGGACCUGGAGGGUUGGAGCAACCCGGCGCCUCAGUCAGCCGGGCCGCCAAAGAGCCCAUCCUUCGCAUCAACCGGGCGGGCCAGUGGUACAUGGAGACUGGCGGUGAGGUGGACGAGGGCACCAUUGUGGAUGGAAUCAGGAUCAAGACCGAGCGGACGGAGCAGUGGAUUGGAACAGGCCGCGACCGGGAGGAUGCAGGCCUGGCUGAGGGGGGCAGUGCCAUGAUCAUUGAUGUGUCGGGACACAGCACACUGGUGCCAGGAAGUUGUGUCGUACGACCGUCCAGCAGUGUCGGCGAUGCUGACAGGUUCAGCCCCACAGGGAGCGUCCUCGUCCUUGCUGACCAUCAGAGAGCGAAGAGUGAAUCUCCAAGCAGAACCGAUGACCCGGGACACGCCAGCUCCCAGGGGGAGGAGCCGGUGGCCUACGAGGACUACGUGAGGGAUCAGGCGGGCGACCGCUGGUUCCGCUACAACCCGAGGCUAACAUGCAUCUACUGCUGCAAGUCCUUCAACCAAAAAGGAAGCCUGGACCGCCACAUGCGCCUGCAUAUGGGCAUCACACCCUUUGUGUGCCGCCUGUGCGGGAAGAAGUACACGCGCAAGGACCAGCUGGAAUACCACAUCCGGAAGCACACGGGCAACAAGCCCUUCACGUGCCGCCUGUGCGCUAAGAGCUUCCCUUUCCAGGCCAUCCUCAACCAGCACCUGCGCAAGAACCAUCCGGGCCACGACACCCACAGCGCCUCACCUGAGACCACCACCGCCUCCCUUACAUCCCGGGGGGGCCCCAGUGAUGACGCCUCUCCUGGCGAGGACGAGUCCGAAGGCGGCGGCGGGAGUGGGGCGGCGUACGCCGAGGGUCCCCACGCAUCGGUCUCCACCACGGGGCCCGACUGAGACGGUUGGCGCCAGCCACGAUAUGGCGUCCUCAUGUUUAUUUUAUCUGACACCACCUUAGCCAAUCACAUCCUUCCUUUCUGCCUCCUGACAAUCAGCCUGCCUGACGCUCCCGAACGCACCAAAUCAAUUCAGUGAUUUCAUUUGAGGCGAAUGCGUCGACCCACGGCGUAAACCUUAAGAUUUUAACUUAUAGAUCGUUGUCGUCGUAAGAUUUGACAGCCAAACUUACAUCACGUGACCUCCUUCAGGCGUACUCAGACCUGUACCGGAACCGCCAAUGGUCCCUCCGGAUUUGGUCUUUGAAGCAUCGUCACACCGCAGCAAAGAAUCGUUGAGUUCGGGUCUCAACGGACAAACCUCAGAUAAGCUAAGCAGCUCAGUUACCUCUCGUCACCACGCAAUACACCACCGGGGGGCGCUUCAUCCUCAAAUUUUCAUUUGUUUCUUUUUUUCUUGGUUCUGACUUCCUGGAUCAGAAUGAAAAAGCAAAGAGGCGACAUAGUCGGUCAAAGACAAAGAUGAAAAACAAAAAUUGCUCGAAAUACAAGUUCUUAUAUUUUUUAAUGUGUGUCACUAACAACAGCGCUAAUAUUAAAAAUAAUCCCUUAUGAUCAAAUCGAGCAAACCACUCACUGGCUAGAACACAGCUAGUCAGUGCUAACGAACAAAAUGUUGUAGUCUCAUGAACUCUGAUCAACGGGUGCACUUAUGGAGGUGCCACAAGUAAUGGACCCAGGACUCGUGUUGACAGAGAAGAGAAUAUACCCAAGGUCAAAGUUCACCUGCUACCACAUCAAAGAUGGCCUCCAAACAACUUGAGCACUUAAGUUUUGGUAAAAGAAACAAACAAAAACACCAUGACGACUCGCGUGUGAACCGCAUUCUUGUUUUUUAUGCAAACCUCUCCAGUCUCCCAUCAGGUAGACCAGGACUCCCGCACGUAGCAGCAAGCUAACGCUAGCAAACCUUACUUGUACAAAACCACAUCACCUCAACCUGACUGGCUGAGCCACGCAGGGCCCGCCUCUUCACGACACUUUACCUCACCUGGUCCCGGUCCGAGUCCACACCACCUGUCAGAAUCGGAUCUGAAUUGAUCAAACGAGAACGAGAAUGCUGAUUUAUGAACAGCAGCAACCAUCGUUCUCGAAUGUUCUCUGAUCACGUCUUUCAGGUUCUACCACCAAGACUUGGACUCCUCUUCUUCUGUGGUACCUCACUUCAUUAUCCUCUGACCUCUGACCUUCAUGGUGGCUUUUACUCAUCUCCUGAAGGUCACAGACUAAAAAAAAAACAAAAAAAAACUGGUUUAACCUGCUGAAGGAUCGAUGAGGAACAUUCUUAAUAAGCAGGAAGUGAAAGUGUGAUGUCACGCGCUAAUGUUGGGGGUGGGGCAGGGAGCAGAGCCAAACGUCAACUGCUUCUUUCACUCGAGAAAAUAAAAACCUGACUUAAAGUGUUCGUUCGCCACUUUUUUGUAACAAUGGACUACGACUUGACUAACAGGAGGCUCGAAGACGUAGUGGGCGUUUCCAAAGUAGCUAGCAUGUACAACCCCUGGCAAAAGUUAUGGAAUCACCGGUCCCGGCAGAUGUUCAUUCAGUUGUUUAAUUUUGUAGAAAAAAAGCAGAUCACAGACAUGAUGCAAAAUGAAAGUCAUUUCAAAUGGCAAUUUUCUGGCUUUAAGAAACAAAGAAAUUAAGAAAACAGAAUGUUAGUCAGUAACAGUUGCUUUUUUUUUUUUUGACCAAGCAGAGGGGAACAAAAUGAUGGAAUCAUGAAAAACACUUCAACACACCUCUAAUACUUUGUUGCACCACGUUUGGCUUUUAUAGCAGCUUACAGUCUCUGAGGCAUGGACUCAGAUUGUGAGUGGCAGACCGUACUCUUCAUCAGCCUGGCGCCAUCUUUGUCUGAGUGCUGUUGCCAGAUCAGCUUUGUGGUUCCGCCACAGAUUUUCAAUUGAAUUGAGAUCCGGACUAUUUGCAGGCCAUAACGUUACCUUGUGUGCCUUUUUUUUUUUUUUUUUUUUUUUUUUUUUUUUUUUUUUUGCUCUACGGCAAGAUGCAUUAUCAUCUUGAAAAAUGAUUCCAUCAUUCCCAAACAUCCUUUCAAUUGAUGGGAUAAGAAAAGUGUCCAAAAUGUCAACGUAAACUUGUGCGUUCAUUGAAGAUGUAAUGACCGCCAUCUCCUCAGUGCCUUUACCUGACAUGCAGCUGAUAUGCGAUUCAUCACUGAAAAAUGACUUUCAUCCAGUCAUCCACAGUCCAUCAUUGCUUUUCCUUAGCCCGUUGUUUUUUUCUGUUUAGGUGUUAAUGAUGGCUUUCAUUUAGUUUUCCUGUAUGUAAAUUCCAUUUCCUUUAGGCGCUUUCUUACAGUUCGGUCACAGACGUUGACUCCACCAGGUUCCUCCCAUUUGUUCCUCGUUUGUUUUGCCGUGCAUUUUCUGUUUUCAAGACAUAGUGCUUUAAGCUGUCUGUCCUGACACUUUGAUAUCUUCCUUGGUCUACCAGCAUGCUUGCCUUUAACAACCUUCCCGUGUCACGUCUUUUGCAACAUUGUGUUACCUUCUUUAAGAGGUUUGAUAAUCCUCUCCUUUGUUUCAAGUGACAUCUCUCGCAAAUGUUACCUGAUGUAGGUGUUAGUUCUGGGAAUGAAAAUUUACAGGGUGAUUCCAUAAUUUUUUCCCUCUGCUUGGUCUAGAAAGUAACUGCUACUGACCACCACCAUUUUUUUUCUUAAUUUCUUCUAGUGUUUCUUGAAGCCAGAACGUUGCCAUUUGUAAUGACUUUAGUUUUGUGUCAUGUCUGCGAUUUGUCUUUUUUUUUCUCUACAAAAUUAAACAACUGAUUGAACAUCCUCCGAGACUGGUGAUUCCAUUAUUUUUGGGGUUGUAGCGUCCAGCGCUCAGUCAUUGUUAGCUUGGGGGGCAUGACCUUCUAGAAAUCUCUUAUGCUGAGAUGAAUCCAUGAUAAGUGUUUGAGUC